AUGAUGAGUGUUGAACCGUUAGCAUCUGAUACCGCUGAUCGUAUUCGUACGGAUGAUCCACGUUCGAUAUCGUGUCGUUCUGAAUCACUGGAUUCGGGNAGGUCAGUCGGCGAUCUGCUAUUGAUUAUCAUUUAUCUCUUUUGGUUACUUCUGUACGCUGAUUCAAGAAGUUUGUCUGAUAGUGAAUGUUUUGAGAUGGGUUUGUGGAUCGUUUCAUUGAUUUUCUUUGCAUACCUACUUCUUGCAUAA
Anisakis simplex (herring worm) is the source of this 249-nucleotide messenger RNA. The record is from the annotation of a GenBank genome assembly. NCBI's taxonomy places the organism in Eukaryota, Metazoa, Nematoda, Chromadorea, Rhabditida, Anisakidae.